Messenger RNA from Drosophila rhopaloa, 948 nucleotides. RefSeq lists its product as uncharacterized. The record is from RefSeq and is a predicted model, not a curated record. Lineage: Eukaryota; Metazoa; Arthropoda; Insecta; Diptera; Drosophilidae. The coding region runs from base 132 to 734 and encodes 200 amino acids. The transcript has 2 exons.
CUAAAUCGAUCGAUAAUGCUAAUUCCUUUGGCCACCCGCAUAUUUAUAAAACCCAAAAUGAGGGUGGAUCUCGAUAUAUAAAGACAAUCCCUUGUGAGGCAGAAGUCAGGUGAACUGUGAACGGCAUCAGCAUGAGGUUCCUAACUGUUCUGGCUUUUUCGCUCCUGGUGGCUCUUGUGGCCAUCAGUCAAGCGGAUGACAGUCCAGGAUUCUUCCUGAAGAUCACCAAGAACGUGCCGCGACUGGGAAAGCGAGGUGAGAGCUUUGCCAUGAAGAACCUGAAGACCAUACCCAGAAUAGGACGAAGUGAGCAGACCUCUGUGACUCCACUGUUGGCCUGGCUGUGGGAUCUGGACACCACUCCCAGCAAGAGACGUCUGCCCUCCGGGGAUUCGAAGGCACAGGAGCAGGAACUCAACGUGGUGCAGCCCGUCAACUCCAAUACCCUGCUGGAGUUACUGGACAACAAUGCCAUUCCCAGCGAGCAGGUGAAGUUCGUCCACUGGAGGGACUUUGAUCGUGCCCUCCAGGCGGACUCCGAUCUGUACGCAAAGGUCAUCCAGCUGGGCCGCCGUCCGGAUCAGCACCUCAAGCAAUCCCUCAGCUUCGGCAGCUUUGUCCCGAUCUUCGGCGACGAACAGAACCCGGCCUUCAUGAUGUACAACAACAACGAGGAUCAGGAGCUGUACGGCGGCGGUGGUAAUCGCCACUUCCUGAAGUACAACACCUUGUAAGAGAAGGAGCACGAAGUCUUACCCAAAUUGACAACGAAAGCUAUUUAGAUUCGGAAUAUUACAGGUUUGAUUUUUAUACUCCAAAAACAAAGAAGUAUGAAACAUUAAUAAACGCAUUUUUAAUUUCCUAAUUGCAAAUAUAUAUCCAGAUCCUUACAAAGGCUCACAGCAAUCAUAUAUAUAAAAUUGUUUUCUUUAAAAACCAAAAUGUUAA